GUGGGGACAUUCAUACAUUUUAAAAGUGUUCAAGUUCAUAUCCAUAUAACCGGUAGCCGUAAGGUUUCCUAUUAAAUGAGGAUCACACAUCCACCUAAUAACGAAUACGAUAGCUACACACAAAUAAUUCAGCAUGACCUCUACGUUCAAUGAGAAUGGCCUAGCUCGGAAUGUGACUCUACUUACUUUUCUAAGUAUGGGCCUAGCGUAUUACCCUACUGCGCUGAUAGCCAUGGCGGUACUGACUAUCAGUUGGUACGUCUGGGACAAGUAUUUUGUGCUCCCAUCAUACGGAAGGCGAUCAUCCAAUAUAGUUUUGGACAUGGCAUCUUUGGAAAACGUUGGUCGCCACUUAGACCGUUUUUCCAAAGAUAUGAGUGUCAAGGGCACCUGGAAGAUACGACCGCAUACCACCCAUAGGAUUUCCAUCAGAGACGGCGUCACUAUUCUCUACCAUGUGCUGGCACCAAACGACCCGAAAUUACGCAACAAGAAGGUGAUGCUGUUCUGCUCUGGGUUAGGCGUUCAUGGUUUCCAUGCCUUCACUCCGUUGAUACACUUUUACGGCCCGGAAUGGACCUACAUAGCCUGGGACUAUCGAGGAUUGUUCGGCUCAUCCGUGCCUGAGAACCCCAGACAUCUGGCCAUCCACGAACACUCCAAGGACGCCAAGGAGAUACUGCAACAUAUGGGCAUUGGCAAAGUGGACGUCUGUGUGGCCCAUAGUAUGGGUGUGCAGGUGGCUCUCGAGUUUGCUCUGUUAUAUCCAGAGGUGCCGCGCAGUCUGGUAAUGAUCAAUGGUACACACGGCAAAGCAUUCCACACGGGAGGACAGCCGUUCUUCCGACUACCACUGAUGGGCGAUAUAGUGUACCAUCUCAUGACCUUUUGGGUGCAACGCCCACACUAUAUUGAGAUGUACAUCAAGCAGAUUCGGUACAUCGCCCUGUCCCUGGCCCGCAUCUACGGCUAUCUCUUCGGCAACAAGUAUCUCAAGGAGAUCAUGGGCAGCCACUACAUGGAGGACUUUGUGCAGUGUUAUCUGUACGAUGCCAAUGCGGGCACUAUUCAGGCAUUCUUCCGGACGUUCUUGGAGCUGGACGCUCAUAGUGUGUACCAUCUCCUGAGUGAGGUCAAGCAGCCUACACUGGUAAUCUCAGGGCUGUUGGAUGUGAUGAUCCCGGCGUAUUGUGGGUCAGAAAUGGCAGCGCAGAUCCCCACUAGCAAGUUUGUAUUGGAUUGGUGGUCGGCGCAUCUCACAUUGUUGGAGAACCCGUGGCUGGUAGUGGCUAGCACAGCUAAGUUCUUAGACCAACACAACAUCGCACACGAGACGAGGCGACUAUCCAACCACGAUUUAUAACCAGAGACGCUUGAGCCGGUAGAUACCCUGUACUCUAACGAGUCAUGAAAGCCGUAGGUGAUGUGCAAACGUAUAUGCUGUCGUGUGCGUUGAGUACCGAGUGCACGUUUCAUACGUCUAAGGAAGGAAGGUGUACGGAUGCAACACCUUCCUGCGUGGGAUGUUCGCGGUAAACCCCAAAAGAAAGUAUUCGGCUCAUUUGUACUACUGACUUAAAGUCUUGGACCGAUUCGCUGUACUUGACUUAUGUAUCAGCUUCCUGUGUCGGAUAUUCACGGCAAUACAGAAGUAUGCGACACGUUUUUACGACCAUCUGGGUCAGACUGGAUGGGCCCGUUUAUUCGUCGUAUAGCACUGUCCAAUGACGAUGUGUAUACAAACCUCCAUGUGGUACAUACACGAACACGCGUGCCACCGCUGUAGUACUUAGUACUUCAAGAGGGUCUCAGUCACUGUGGUAGUAUCCAAAGACAGCGCUGUGUAUCUAGAACGAUCUGGUCGGGCUAUGUUUAGAAAGCAUUCGCGCACAGGCGCACAGGAAGCCUCAGCCCAUUCGGAUCUAUCGGAAGCAGAGACAUACAUAUAUAUAUAUAUAUAGAUGCGUUAGCUGCCUUCCUCCACGAAUAAAACUAGCCAUGCCGUGUCAGGGCCUGGAGGCUUGUAGGUUAUGUAGGUUGACCUUAGUGCGGAACAAACAUAGCCUUGAUGUGUUUGGAAGGGUUAUACCACACACUCUCGGGCUCGGCGAACAAGACCUCUUGCACAAAUAGGGGCCGCGCUUCUCCGAUUAAGAAUCGGUUUAUACACAUUAGAGUUGGACUGCUUUGAAGGAGCCAAUAGUCUGAUCAUAGAUCAUUCCGGAAGCAACUGGUGAUGGCAAGUGAGCUUGAAUGGUGACAGAAGAAUGUGUAUUAAAAUAAAUAAAAUCUCUGGACUAUGAAUGGUG
This is a messenger RNA of Sphaeroforma arctica JP610, 2309 nucleotides long. RefSeq lists its product as hypothetical. The transcript is spliced from 7 exons. Bases 134 to 1363 code for a protein of 409 amino acids. The record is from RefSeq and is a predicted model, not a curated record. Lineage: Eukaryota; Ichthyosporea; Ichthyophonida.